AGGCCCCUUAACGAUCUGAGCAGACGAGCGCUUGGAGUUGAAAAAGCACUUUCAGGGUUGCGGGCUUAUGUAGCUUCAACCCCCGCAGCACCGUAACACAUACCACACCCCAGCACACACCAUCCACUAGUCGUUCAGCUUCAGGUUAUCCUCGAGAUGGCAGACUUUGUCCAAGGCCUUGAUCCGGGGAAGCUGGUCUUGGCUGGGACGGUUCUUUCCUUCGCCAUCAGCCCAUUUUCUGCUCCUCCUUACAACCUACCACUUUUCUUGCUCGGAACUUUUGCUCAAGAAAGCAAUGACGCGGUUCAAUCUCUCAGGGUGUUCACCGGGUGCCUCGCCGUCUCCAUUCUCUAUGAUCUAAUUUGGAUGUUCACCAAUGCGCAACCUGUCCUAGUCAAAUUGUUGACUAUUCUACUCUUCCUGCUGAAGAUUCCUACGACUGUUGUCUUCCUUUUCACUUUACGCCAAAGGGGGACACAAUUUACACUCGGGACGGAUAUAGGUGGCGCAACGGUCUGGUCCAUGCCUGGUGGUUUCACGUCUAUGGGUCGUGACGGUUACCAGACUGUUGAUGACGAACCUCGUAGUCCUCCGCGGGUUGCCUCUGCUGGAAGACCUAGCACCGUUGCUGCUUCGCAACCCACCUUACAAACUGGGGCAUAUCAAAGCGCAUAAGAUACUUCGCUACGAUACAAGUGUGCCAUAUACAGGCUACAGGGAAAGUUCUGU
Pisolithus orientalis is the source of this 729-nucleotide messenger RNA. RefSeq lists its product as uncharacterized. NCBI's taxonomy places the organism in Eukaryota, Fungi, Basidiomycota, Agaricomycetes, Boletales, Pisolithaceae. The coding region runs from base 157 to 675 and encodes 172 amino acids. The transcript has 5 exons. The record is from RefSeq and is a predicted model, not a curated record.